Mizuhopecten yessoensis (Yesso scallop) is the source of this 1375-nucleotide messenger RNA. Its product is annotated as galactoside 2-alpha-L-fucosyltransferase 1-like. Bases 254 to 1276 code for a protein of 340 amino acids. The record is from RefSeq and is a predicted model, not a curated record. NCBI's taxonomy places the organism in Eukaryota, Metazoa, Mollusca, Bivalvia, Pectinida, Pectinidae. Gene Ontology annotation, molecular function: galactoside 2-alpha-L-fucosyltransferase activity. Gene Ontology annotation, biological process: carbohydrate metabolic process. The transcript has 2 exons. Gene Ontology annotation, cellular component: membrane.
GAUACCGCGCUGACUACAAAGUAGAUCGUGUGAAUAAGCGUAUCGAUAAUACAAACAGUAUUUAUUCUAUACAGCGGGUUAAUAUACAGAGGACACCAUUGAAUCGUUCAUAGCUCAUGUGGACAGAGUUACACAUCGGGAGACGAACUUCCUCGGGUUUUGCUUUCUUGUUUUAACAUUCUACAUGAACAUUCAGCUUGAAGGAAGCAGCUUGUCUAUUCUGGUAACCUAGACCGGAAGUAUAUGGGCAGCCAUGUAUUUCACAUUACCAGUCAUCAAAGAUUAUCAACGUAAAUUGUAUUUGAUACUGGCGCUACUCUUAGCAGGCUGUAUAAUAGUUAGUAUGCUGUUUUACCGUGAUUUACACCCAUCUCGAGCAUCAGAACAAAGGCCAAGAAUGUUAUACAAGACAACUAAUAAUGUGACUAAAAAAAAACCUUCCCCCAGAUAUAGCGUGUGUGUGAUAUUCAAGCAACGUCUCGGCAACAACAUGUUCCAGUAUGCUUCUAGUUUUGGAAUAGCUGCCAGCAAAAGUAUGUCACUGACAAUUUCAAAAAAAGGAGAGUUCCAAAAAAUAUUUAAAGUUUCAGCCUUAUUUCGAUCGGAUUCAUUCAUUGAGACCCACUGUGUAAAAAGGCAUGAGAAACAUGCAAGUGCCUAUGACGAGGACCUUGUUGAUUUUGCAAACAAUAACAAUUAUGCACUGAUGAUGUAUCUCCAAUCCUGGAAAUAUUUUAUCAAAGAAGAGAAAGCUCUCCGAAAGGAGUUUACAUUCACAGAAAAAGUUCAAAUAAAGCGAGACAAAGUAAUUUCGACGAUAUUACGAAAACAUAACCACACAUCACAAAAUGACGUGACCUUUAUUGGUAUUCAUAUAAGGAGAUCCGACAGACCGCAACCAAACAGACGUAGUCAAAGGACGUUUGCAACAGCCGCGUAUCUAAAUCAAUCAGUCCAUCAUUUUCUUUCAAAACACCUUACGAAUACUAUAUUCCUUGUGUGCUCCAGUAGAAUUGACUGGUCAAGGAGGAAUAUGCCUAAAAACAUUGCAGUGGAGUAUAUAACGGGUAACUCUGCUGCAGUAGAUCUAGCUAUUCUAGGAUCAUGUGACCACAUGAUUAGCACCACGGGGACGUUCGGCUGGUGGGCUGGAUGGCUGACCGGAGGAGAGGUGGUGUACUUUAAGUGGCCUGCUAGAGAAGGAACUGAAUACAGACAAGUAUUUGACGCCAAUUAUACGGAUUUCUUUUACCCUGGCUGGGUGGGGUUUCAAUGAACUUAUAACACUAUGCAGCGUGGUUCUAGAGAUUAACGCCAGGCUAUUACAGAUAGUACGCUACCCAAACUAGUAUAUGACCAGAGAUAUCGCGUACAU